This is a messenger RNA of Oryza brachyantha (malo sina), 2062 nucleotides long. RefSeq names its product myosin-binding protein 7-like. Lineage: Eukaryota; Viridiplantae; Streptophyta; Magnoliopsida; Poales; Poaceae. The coding region runs from base 208 to 1692 and encodes 494 amino acids. The record is from RefSeq and is a predicted model, not a curated record. The transcript is spliced from 3 exons.
GAAAUAUCGAAGCCUUGUUCGUUGGCUACUCCUCCGCCUCGAGCCCCACCUGCGCGACGAGAGAAGAGAACACGAAAGGCCAAAUUAACCAAACGCAUCGCCGCCGAUUUCCCCAAAUCGGAAACCGCUCGCCUGCGCCGCCGCGCGGCGACUUGCGGCUGCCUGCCUCCCUCGAAGCGUCGCCGGCGUGGGGGUAGCGGAGCUGUCAUGGACGAGGACCAUGGCUGCGACCCUGACUCGGCGGCGGCGGCGGGGGUUAGCCCGUGCUCGUGCUGCUCGACGCCGUGCGCGGUCGCGACGUGGCGGCGGUCGGUGAAGAGGAAGCUGGGGGAGGAGAAGGGGGGAGGGGAGGGGGAGGGGGAGGAUGGGGCGGUGGUGAUGGCGCGGGUGGAGGCGGAGGAGGAGGCGGCGGCGCUGCGGGAGGCGGUCGCGGCGGCGCAGGAGACGGCCGCGGCGCUGCGGGCCGAGGUGGAGGAGGAGCGGCUCGCGGCGGCCAGCGCCGCCAGCGAGGCCAUGGCCAUGAUGCUGCGCCUGCAGCGGGAGAAGGCCGAGGUGCAGAUGGAGCUCCGCCAGUUCCGCCGCUUCGCCGACGAGAAGAUGGCGCUGGACGCCGCCGAGAUCGACCACCUCCGUGCCCUCCUCGCCCGCCGCGGGCGCCACCUAGCGCGCCUCCGCUCCAGGCUCCGGGAGUACCGCCACACGUGCCUCCGCCUCGGUAUCCCACUCCCCGAGGGCGACGAGGCCGAGGAGCUGGGCCAGGACGACGGGUUCGUUCUCGAGGGCGAGGAUGGCGACGGCGGCGGGUACUACCCAGAGCUACGCUGCUACGACGGGGAGUACUACUACGAGGAUGGGCAAGAGGAUGAGGGCGAGGACGAUGCCGCUGUCAUGGAUCUGGAGCGCCGGAUCUACCUACUCGAGCACGGCCACCAAAAUCAUGGAGUUGAGCAAUGCUUGGAGGAAGAGGAAGGCGCUCCACUAUGUACAGAUGAGGCACUGGCGGAUUCAUCCGAGCAUGAACUGAAUGGCGCAUAUGCCGAUGUGGUAUUGCCUGAAGGGACUGUGGAGGAAAGGAACCACAGCUGUGAUGAUGAUGAGUUGCCGGAGUCUCCGGCUGCUAGAAAUGGCAGUGAGGAAGGGGGAAGUGAUAGUGAUGGCGUUGGCAGCGGCAGCGAUAGGGUAUACACAAUUGACAAGGUUCAUCAAGGUGCUACUCCUACAGCCAGGGUCUUAGAGAAUUACCAGGAUGCGGCAAUCGAGCUAGACAUCAAUAAACUACGCAUGAGACUGGAGGCACUGGAGGCAGACCGGGAGUCAAUGCGGAAAGCCCUGAUGGCAAUGCACUCAGAGAAGGCUCAGCUUGUGCUUCUCCGGGAGAUUGCACAGCAGCUAACCAAAGAUGCAACUCCAGCAAACACAGGAUUCGGGGUGGUGCCAACUGUGCACCAUUUUCCAGGAAAGCAAGAUGAAGGGUUCAGAGAUCAGAGGUUUCGGGAGAACAGGAAGAUGGCGAUUGCCGAGAGACACUCCAUGGUUGCAUUGUGUAAGUGGAUAGUUGCUUUAUUUCGCUCUCAGAAAAGGAAACCAUCACAAAGCAGGUACAUAUUUGGUCUAUCAGGUAACAAUGUCGGCUUGCUACUACUCCUGGACAAGUGCCCGCAAAUUCAGAAAACUUUCACAAGGAGAAAGUAAAACCUUUCUGAAUGAGCAACUGCUGUUCAAUGUAAAUAAAAAUAGCCAUUGGUUGGGGAGUUUGCUUGUAAUGGCAUUCUUUAUUUAAAAGGUUGGGUGGAGGAGUGUUUCCUUGAUUCUUUUACCGACGUUUUCGUUUCAUCAAUCACCAGCGCAGGAAAUGAGGAAGGUUAUGCUUUUUUUGUUCGUGCUGUUUUGGGCGACGCUUUUGCUUAUUUCUCACCAGCAAAAGCUAAAUGCAUGUACAGUGUGCGUGUAAUACAUGGUGGUUGGACUGGUGGUUGAUUGAUUUGUUUCCUUCCGGAUUGAGUGAAUAUUGAGGAAUCUAGCUGCACAAUAUGUCCCUCCGGUUUGAAUGUACCUUUUUGCU